GCGGCAACAAUGCUGCUCCUCCUCGUCGCCCUCCUCGCGGCGCCCACGGCGGUUGCCGGCGGCGAGAAGAUCCCGACGCUGGUGUUCAUCCUGGCGGGGCAGUCCAACAUGGGUGGCCGGGGCGGCGCCACGGUCGGCGGCAGGUGGGACGGGUACGUCCCGCCGCAGUGCGCGCCGUCGCCGCGCACCCUGCGCCUCUCCCCGGCGCUGCAGUGGGAGGAGGCCCGCGAGCCGCUCCACGCCGGCGUGGACGUCGGCAACGUGCUGGGGGUCGGCCCCGGCAUGCCGUUCGCGCACGCGGUGCUGCGGUCCGCCAGGGUGCCCAAGGGCAGCGUGGUGGGGCUGGUGCCGUGCGCGCAGGGCGGCACGCCGAUCGCCAACUGGUCCCGCGGCACGGACCUCUACGACCGCAUGGUCACCCGCGCCAGGGCCGCCGUGGCCGGCACCGGGGGGCGCGGGAGGCUCGCGGCGGUGCUGUGGUUCCAGGGGGAGACGGACACCAUCAGGAGGGAGGACGCGCUGGCCUACGCCGGCCGCAUGGAGGCCAUGGUCCGCGACGUCCGCCGGGACCUCGCCAUGCCCGACCUCCUCGUCAUCCAGGUUGGGAUCGCGACGGGGCAGGGCAAGUUCGUGGAUCUGGUGCGCAAGGCGCAGCGGGCGGUGAGGGUGCCCAACCUCAGGUACGUCGACGCCAAGGGGCUCCCCAUCGCCAACGACUACACGCACCUCACCACCCAGGCACAGGUCCGCCUCGGCGCCAUGCUCGCCGAAGCUUACCUCGCCACGCUCCACUGAUUCGUUCUCCAGUGAGUAUGUGUGAGCCUGCCACUGUCAGUAGCUAGCUCGGUGGUUUGUAGAGCACUGAAACACUGCUAAUGCAUCCAUUGAUUCCACCGGAAGAGUUUGGUGAUUGAUUAGAUUAAGUGGCUAAUGAGUGAAUCUGCUUAGUCUAUAGCGUAGCAGUAUACAUUAUGCUGCUCAAGUGUUAAACCAGAAUCUCUGGUAGCCUUGUAUUGAUGUAUUCUCUUCUGGCUUUCAAAUGUAAAGCCGGGCUAUAUCAAUUGUGACAAAUGAGAUGCCAUAUAAUGCAAA
Molecule: messenger RNA, 1092 nt
Organism: Lolium rigidum
Lineage: Eukaryota; Viridiplantae; Streptophyta; Magnoliopsida; Poales; Poaceae
Product: probable carbohydrate esterase At4g34215
Exons: 2
Coding region: 10-795 (261 amino acids)
Source: RefSeq, a predicted model, not a curated record